AUCUAUUUACAUGUUACAGUAAGUCCAACAUAGGCUACAUACAUAUGAAAUUAAGGCUUUAAACCCACACACACGUUUGUAAAAGGUUAAAGUUCGCCAAAAGAUAAUCAACUAUUCUAAAAAAACAAACAAACAAAAAAAAAAACGUAUUAGCAAAAUAUGACAAGUAAAAAAAAAGUCAAAAAUGGGAAGUGAUGUACCUGAUUCAACCACUAGAUGGCACCCUUGUCCAGUGUAGAAAAUAAAGAGCUCUAUUCCGUUAGUACAUUUGUGUUACAUAACACACCAGUUUGACAUCAGUGGGUUACAUGAAAAUUAAAAUGAAUAAUAUAUUAACAACAAACAAGAACAAUAGCUUAAAAACUAAAAAUACGUGCGUCAAAAACCCUGCUAAGGGCAACUUUCUGUGACCUAUAACGUUACAUUUAUACACACAUUCAUAUACUGUAUAUAUAUAUAUAUAUAUAUACAUAUAUACAUAUAUAAAGCUCUUCACUAACCUGUAAGCUCUUCACUAACCUGUACUUGGCUUGGAUUAUCUGUUAGAAACGUGCAAGCAUGCCUCUGCACAUAUGACUGGGAACCAAUAGUUGAAGAGUUUGAUCAUCUAAUAAAAUCACUAAAGGAUAAAAGCACGGCAUGGUAGCAGGAAGUGCAUGGUCCAUGAUGGUGUCUAGUCCAGACAACAGGAAGAUAACGCAGCAUAACACUAGGGGGCGUGGUCCAGAAUUUUCUUUAAUCCAGAAUCAUCCUCUGAGUCAGUUAAUCUAACAGUGUCAGUGCACUCUGUGAGACCAGAGGGGAAGACAAACAAGGUGACAAGAUUGUCAUAAUCAAAACAAAGGAAACAGUUGAAAAUGGCGCUGCUGAGGUCAGGCUGGCUGUGGAGACAGACGUCUGUUCUUAAACGCUGGAAGUUAAACUGGUGUCAUCUUUGGAUCGAUGGAAGCCUGUGUUUCUACAAGACAGACAAGAGACGUGAGGUGGAGCACCGGGUCAACUUAACGUCAGCUUGUGUAGAUGUAAGGUCGGGCCUGGAGUGUCGAGGUGUGACUCCACCUGAGAACAACCCCAGGGAAAAUCUCAUCAUGGUUCAGCUCACAGAUGGCUCCACCGUCAACCUGUGCGCCCACAGUGAAGAUGAGUCUCUAGCAUGGAAACUGACUCUGCUGGAAAUUAGGAGAAACCUGGUAUUCACCUAUGACCCAUAUAAUGACUCGUACCAGGCGGUCCCCAUCAAUAGCUACCAGACUGUCUACUUCUCACCUGCAGCAGGAACUCACCAGUUUGUAGUUCAGAGAGACCCCUUUGAUCGGACCAUGGACACGUUAGCGCUGAGUUUACUUGGAGGAAUAGCAGCAGGUGUGGCCAUGAGAACAUUCCUCUGGACGCCUCUGUUUUUCUGCUGAGGUGGGAUCCAAGCUGGAACUUUACUAAGCGCCACCCCCAUCUGUUGACUUCAGGGCUGGAUACACUUCCUCCUGCGGCCCCGAAAAAAGAUUAAGCAGUAGAAGAAUAACUAACUCUUAUCAAAUUUAGUGCAGUACAUUAUUGAGGACACUAGAUAGCACCAUUAUGUUUAGUUCGGAAAUAGAUGCACGAUCGUUAUUUUCAAAAACAACGAUUGGUACAGGAUUACAGAAUGUCACGUGGAGUUUGAGCUUUCCAAUAAAUACAGGUCAUUUUUUGUUUGCUGUUUUUUUUUUCUUUUAUUUUCUUAAUAAACCAACUAGUACCCAACUAUUAGUCCAGUCAGGGUCCAACACUCCCUUUCAACAGGCAUGUGGGUAAAAAA
Messenger RNA from Cynoglossus semilaevis (tongue sole), 1795 nucleotides. It is a transcript of the gene plekhb1, whose product is annotated as pleckstrin homology domain containing B1. Lineage: Eukaryota; Metazoa; Chordata; Actinopteri; Pleuronectiformes; Cynoglossidae. Gene Ontology annotation, cellular component: membrane. The record is from RefSeq and is a predicted model, not a curated record. The transcript has 8 exons. Bases 858 to 1409 code for a protein of 183 amino acids. Gene Ontology annotation, biological process: regulation of cell differentiation.